AUGUCACUCAUGCCCAUCUUCAGCAAUGUGUAUAAAGGAGUGUAUGCUGUUGCUUAUACACUUCAUGACCUUCUGGGAUGCAAAGAAAAAUGUGACUCAAAUAAACAGCCUGAUCCUUCAACAGUACCGGUGUCUGUGUGCAGUGAGAGCUGCCCCCCUGGCACUAGGAAAGGUGUGAAGAAAGGAAAGCCUAUAUGUUGUUAUGACUGCAUACCAUGUACAGAGGGAGAAAUCAGUAACACUUCAGACUUCUGGUCAAAUAUGCAAAACGAUGGAUGUGUUAAGAAGGAAACAGAAUUUUUGUCUUAUGAGGAGAUCAUGGGGAUUUUGCUCACAACUAUUUCAGUUGUUGGUGCAUUUAUAACAAUAAUAAUUGCAGUCAUAUUUUUCAGAUAUAAAAAUACCCCAAUAGUUAAAGCCAACAACUCAGAAUUAAGCUUCCUGCUACUGUUUUCACUGAUGUUGUGUUUUCUCUGUUCACUUACUUUUAUUGGUCGGCCCACUGAGUGGUCCUGUAUGUUGCGUCACACAGCAUUUGGCAUCACUUUUGUCCUCUGUAUCUCCUGUGUUCUGGGGAAAACAAUAGUGGUCUUAAUGGCUUUCAGGGCUACACUUCCAGGAAGUAAUGUCAUGAAAUGGUUUGGGCCUCCUCAACAGAGACUCAGUGUUUUUGCAUUUACUCUUAUACAAGUGCUUAUUUGUGUGCUUUGGUUAACAAUAUCUCCCCCUUUUCCAUUUAAAAAUAUUAAAUACUUCAAAGAAAAGAUAAUACUAGAGUGCAAUGUGGGAUCAGUUGUAGGUUUCUGGGCUGUGUUAGGUUAUAUUGGACUGCUUGCUAUUCUAUGUUUCUUUUUGGCUUUUCUGGCUCGGAAACUCCCGGAUAAUUUUAAUGAAGCCAAAUUUAUCACAUUUAGUAUGCUCAUAUUUUGUGCUGUUUGGAUUGCUUUCAUACCAGCUUAUGUUAGUUCGCCUGGAAAAUUCACAGUGGCAGUGGAGAUAUUUGCCAUUUUAGCCUCCACAUAUGGAAUGUUAUUUUGCAUAUUUAUUCCUAAAUGCUAUAUCAUUUUAUUGAAACCAGACAAGAACUCUAAAAAACAUUUGAUGGGUAAAUUACCCCCAAGGGCCCUGUGA
Messenger RNA from Sinocyclocheilus grahami, 1131 nucleotides. Its product is annotated as extracellular calcium-sensing receptor-like. The coding region runs from base 1 to 1131 and encodes 376 amino acids. Gene Ontology annotation, biological process: G protein-coupled receptor signaling pathway. Gene Ontology annotation, molecular function: G protein-coupled receptor activity. The transcript has 3 exons. The record is from RefSeq and is a predicted model, not a curated record. Gene Ontology annotation, cellular component: plasma membrane. Lineage: Eukaryota; Metazoa; Chordata; Actinopteri; Cypriniformes; Cyprinidae.